CUCAGCGGGACGGUAACAGAGCCAGCGACUGCGACAGAACCAGAGAUGACCUACAAGGUGGCCAUCAGCUUUGACCGCUGCAAAAUCACCUCAGUGACUUGUGGCUGUGGGAACAAGGACAUUUUUUACUGCGCACAUGUCGUGGCGCUUUCACUGUACAGGAUCCGCAAGCCGGACCAGGUCAAACUCCGUCUUCCCAUCUCAGAGACCCUUUUCCAGAUGAACAGGGACCAGCUCCAGAAGUUUGUUCAGUAUUUGAUCACAGCACACCACACCGAGGUGCUGCCCACUGCCCAGAAGUUGGCUGAUGAGAUCCUGUCAUCCAACUCGGAGAUCAACCAAGUGCAUGGUGCUCCUGACCCCACUGCUGGGGCCAGCAUCGAUGAUGAGAACUGCUGGCACUUGGACGAGGAACAGGUCCGAGAGCAGGUGAAGCUGUUCCUAUCUCAGGGAGGGUACUACGGCUCGGGGAAGCAGCUCAACUCCAUGUUUGCCAAGGUCCGGGAGAUGCUGCGCAUGAGGGACUCCAAUGGGGCCAGGAUGCUGACGUUGAUAACGGAGCAGUUCAUGGCCGAUCCUCGGCUCUCCCUCUGGAGACAGCAGGGGACGGGCAUAACGGAGAAGUGCCGGCAGCUCUGGGAUGAGCUGGGGGCUCUGUGGGUGUGCGUGGUGUUAAACCCACACUGCAAGCUGGAAGAGAAAUCCUGCUGGCUCCGGCAGCUGCGCAAGUGGGGUGAGAUGGACGUCUGUCCCCUGGAAGAUGGCAAUUACGGUAAUGAGCUUCCCAACAUCACCAACGCGCUUACGCAGAGCUCUGCUCACAGCCAAGACUCACUGGCCAGGCCCAGACGAACCGUGUUCACCCGGGCGAUCGAGGGUUGUGACCUCCACUGGCAGGACAGCCACCUGCAGCGCAUCAUUAGCAGCGACUUCUACGUGUCUCCCUCCUACCAGCGAGAGGGCGAGAGCCUCCUCUUCAACUCCCAGGGGCAGCCGCUGUGGCUAGAACAUGUCCCAACAGCCUGUGCUCGAGUGGAUGCCCUGCGCUCCCAUGGCUAUCCCAGAGAAGCUCUCCGACUAACUGUGGCCAUAAUCAACACCUUGCGACUGCAGCAGCAAAGACAGCUGGAGAUUUAUAAACAUCAGAAGAAAGAGCUGCUGCAGCGAGGAGCAACCACCAUCACCAACUUGGAGGGCUGGGUAGGCCACCCUCUGAACCCCAUCGGCUGCCUCUUUCUCACCCUGACUGAAGCUUGUAGAUUAGAAGAGGAAAAUUGCCUUGAAAUUUCAGACACCGGGGACUCCAAACCCCCAGUGUAUCAACACGUGCCCGUCGCAACCGGCAGCCAAGACGCAAAAAACAGCGGCGAGUCCUACCUGUCCCUGGCCUUAGAGGUGGCCCUGAUGGGGAUGGGUCAGCAAAGAGUGAUGCCCGAAGGUCUCUAUGCCCAGGACAAGGUGUGCCGCAACGAGGAGCAGAUCAUCGCCCGGCUGCAGGACCUGGAGCUGGACCCAGUGCUGGUGCAGACCCUGCGGAAGCAGUGCAUCUUGCUGCUGGAAGGUGGACCCUUCAGCGGCUUGGGAGAAGUCAUCCACCGUGAGAGCGUCCCCAUGCACACCUUUGCCAAAUACCUGUUCUCUGCCCUGCUGCCCCAUGAUGCAGAUCUGGCGUACAAGCUGGCUUUGCGGGCCAUGAGGUUGCCCGUCCUGGAGACCACGGCACCAUCUGGCGACGUGACUCACCCCCACCACCUGGUCUCGGUUGUCCCCAGCAGAUACCCGCGCUGGUUCACCCUGGGGCACCUGGAGUCACAGCAGUGCGAGCUGGCCUCCACCAUGCUUACAGCAGCCAAAGGGGACAUGCUGCGCCUACGCACAGUGCUGGAGGCCAUCCAGAAGAACAUCCACUCCUCCUCCUUGAUCUUCAAGCUGGCCCAGGACGCAUUCAAGAUUGCCACGCAGCCGACAGCAACUCGGACACCCCCCCCAGCCGACAGCAACUCGGACACAACAUUGCUCAACGUGGCGCUGGAGCUGGGGCUCCAGGUGAUGCGCAUGACCCUGUCCACCCUCAACUGGCGGCGGCGGGAGAUGGUGAGGUGGCUGGUGACGUGCGCUACUGAAGUGGGGGUGAGGGCCCUGGUGAGCAUCCUGCAGAGCUGGUACUCGCUGUUCACCCCCACGGAAGCCACCAGCAUCGUGGCAGCCACGGUGAUGUCCCACAACACCAUCCUGCGCCUGAGCCUGGACUAUCCGCAGCGGGAGGAGCUGGCCAGCUGUGCCCGCACGCUGGCCCUGCAGUGUGCCAUGAAGGACCCGCAGAACUGCGCCCUGUCUGCCCUGACCCUCUGCGAGAAGGACCACAUCGCCUUUGAGACUGCCUACCAGAUCGUCAUCGACGCCGCUUCCACUGGCAUGACCUACACCCAGCUCUUCACCAUCGCCCGCUACAUGGAGCACCGGGGCUAUCCGCUCCGGGCAUUCAAACUGGCCUCGUUGGCCAUGACGCAUCUCAACCUGGCCUAUAACCAGGACACGCACCCAGCCAUCAACGAUGUGCUCUGGGCCUGCGCCCUGAGCCACUCUCUGGGCAAAAACGAGCUGGCAGCCAUCAUCCCACUGGUGGUGAAGAGCGUGCACUGUGCCACGGUGCUCUCGGACAUCCUUCGCCGCUGCACCAUGACGGCCCCAGGGCUGGCCGGCAUCCCCGGCCGCAGGAACUCGGGGAAGCUGAUGUCCACCGACAAAGCCCCCCUGCGACAGCUGCUGGACGCGACGAUAAGCGCCUACAUCAACACCACCCACUCCCGGCUCACCCACAUCAGCCCACGGCACUACGGGGAGUUCAUCGAGUUCCUCAGCAAGGCCAGGGAGACCUUCCUCCUGGCGCAGGACGGGCACAUACAGUUCGCCCAGUUCAUUGACAAUCUCAAACAAAUCUACAAAGGCAAGAAAAAACUGAUGCUGCUGGUGCGGGAACGGUUUGGGUGAGCCCUGGCCGCUGCCACGCUCACUGGCAGGGUCCAGCUGCAGCACGGGGAUUUGGGAGAGAAGAAGGAAGGAAAGCGGAGAUCACCUUCCCCCCCCCAUCGGCAGAGGCUGCUCUGUUCUGGUCUUCUGUUUCUUUUUUUGUUUUCUUUCUUUUUUUUUUUUUUAUUUUUUUCUUUCUUGGAUAUAACCAUUUCACAUGCUGAGAGGAUCCAGAGAUUCCUUGGGCACAAACCAAAAGGCAACCACAGGGAAAAAGGAUGGUUCGCUCAGCCCCCUGCCCUCCCUUGCCAAUACCAAAAGCUAACCUGGAAAUCUAAUACCUCUUUCCUGAAGGAAGCGGUCGCUGGAGGGAUCUGAAGGUUGCAAAGUGCAAAAAUCUUUAAAAUUCUGUGGAGAAUUAAAAAAAGAAAACAAAAAAAAAAAAAAGAAAGAAAAAAAAAAAGAAGAGCGAGCAAAGAAACCCACAACACUAGAACCUCAUGCGUCACCAAAAGCAAUGGCUUUGCAGAGUGCUUCUCCCGCCCGCCCGAGACAUGCAAACUCCUCUAUUUGUGAAGAUACUUCAAUAAAUACAAGUUAAAGUAACUGUUCUCAGGGAUUGCUUACUAAAAGUAACACACACACAAAAAAAAGCAUUUAUGAUACUGUAAAUACUAUAGUAUAUGUGUCAAUUAUUAAAUUGUAAAGUUAUAAUUAUUUAUAAUUCUGUCUUUUAUUUGGGGGAUACUUGAAAUUGUCGUGGGCUGGGGCGAUUAUUUUUAUUAUUGCUAUUAUUAUUAUUAUUAUUGUUAUUAUAACUAUUAUUUAAAACAAAAAAACAAACCACAAAACAAAACCACAGACAAAAAGAGGAGGAGGCACACGAACAUUUCUCAGGUUCCCA
This is a messenger RNA of Antrostomus carolinensis (chuck-will's-widow), 3874 nucleotides long. RefSeq names its product zinc finger SWIM domain-containing protein 5-like. The record is from RefSeq and is a predicted model, not a curated record. Gene Ontology annotation, molecular function: zinc ion binding. Lineage: Eukaryota; Metazoa; Chordata; Aves; Caprimulgiformes; Caprimulgidae. Gene Ontology annotation, cellular component: Cul2-RING ubiquitin ligase complex.